Messenger RNA from Nematolebias whitei (Rio pearlfish), 2007 nucleotides. It is a transcript of the gene dcph1, whose product is annotated as acidic residue methyltransferase 1. The transcript has 5 exons. The record is from RefSeq and is a predicted model, not a curated record. Gene Ontology annotation, molecular function: phosphatase activity. The coding region runs from base 9 to 1364 and encodes 451 amino acids. Gene Ontology annotation, biological process: DNA damage response. Gene Ontology annotation, cellular component: cytoplasm; nucleus. Lineage: Eukaryota; Metazoa; Chordata; Actinopteri; Cyprinodontiformes; Rivulidae.
AAACAAAGAUGGCGGCUGAUCAGGCAGUUCUAAGAGUUCCUCCUCCACUCUCUGCUAAAGUGGUAGGGUCAUUUGCCUACUUGACUGUAAAAGACAGAUUGCCUACAAUUUUAACCAAAGUUAUAGACACAUUACACCGUAACAAAAACAAGUUUUUUGAAGAAUAUGGAGAGGAGGGAAUCAAUGCAGAGAAGCAAGCAAUAUCUCUGCUGUCUAAGCUGAGAAAUGAGCUGCAAACCGACAAGCCUCUGCUGUUAAUAACAGAUGGCUUACAAGACACAGAAUCCUGGAACCAGUACAUGCAGAGACAGCAGAGGCUGUUGGGGGACCAGGACACUGUUAUUAGUUGGUUCAAGUCUGCAUGGCUCUACGUAGAGUGCUACAUGUAUCGCAAGAUACAAGAGGCCCUUAUACUCAAUCCGCCCAUCAGCAACUUUGAUGUUUAUAAAGAAGGAAAGACUCAAAGCUUUUUUGAGUCUCAGCAGGCUGUAAUGGCCUUAUGUACUUAUUUGGCAGACAUCCAUAAAAACAUGGAGAAGCUGUCUAAGAAUCAGCUGUUUGAGUUUUUCAACAAACUUCUCCAGGUUUCUCUUUGGGGGAACAAGUGUGAUCUUUCUAUCUCUGCUGGUCAAGAAAACUCUCAGAAGACGAGUCCAAUAGAUUCCCUAAACAGCCUCCAACCUUUUAUUUUGGUGGAUGACUCCAACAUGGUCUGGUCGACUCUUACUUCGUCUCAGAGGCUGGAAGUGUCUGGGAAAAACGUUGUAGAGAGAGUGGACAUUGUUCUGGACAAUGCUGGCUUUGAACUGGUCACUGACUUGGUCUUAGCAGACUUCUUGGUUUCUUCUGGCCUUGCACGCCAGAUUCAUUUUCAUGGCAAGUGCUUCCCGUGGUUUGUCUCAGAUGUCACAGCUAGUGACUUUCAGUGGACCAGCCGGCAGAUGAUGGCAGCCAAUCACAUGUGGAUGUCUAAGAGUGGCGUCCGGUGGCAGAGGUAUCUGAAAGAGGGUGUUUGGUGCUAUCAUGAUCAUCCCUUUUGGACGCAGCCUCACGAGUUCUGCGACAUGGCAGCCGAUGCUCCUGACCUGUAUGCAACCCUGCGAGAGGCCGACCUGGUGCUUUUCAAAGGUGACCUCAACUACAGGAAGCUGACUGGAGACAGAGACUGGAGUCACACUGUGGAUUUCAGUACAGCUCUCCGAGGUUUUGGGCCUGCGCCGCUGUGUAGCCUGAGAACCCUCAAGGCUAACGUCCAGGUCGGUCUGCAGCCAGGCCAAGGGGAAAAGCUCACCUCCCAAGAUCCAAACUGGAUGACUAGCGGGAAGUACGCCGUUAUUCAGUUCUACAGUCCACAGCCAGAAUAAAAGUGACCUCAGGGAAACACUGGGGGAAGUUGAUUUCAGUGAGAAGUGCCAAAUGUAGGUGGUGCCAUUGAAGGGUUGUUAAAUAGUUCAUCUUUUACUGUCUUUAAGCACUUCAUCCAAUAUGACAAAUGCACCGCAACUUUACAUGUUUGAUUUGAACUUCAGUUUACGGUUGUGCAUUUAUCUUCAAAGUUAACAUUUGUUCUUUGGUUUUUAUUGCAUAUAUCUGACAUGUUGAUGUCAUGUUUACAGAUCUAAGUAUCGAUAACGAUGACGGGGGUAAAAUUAAAGAAGAGUUGUGCUCUGUAAACACUGAGCAGCAACACUUAAGUGUGUUCAUAGUUGUAAUUUAAAUAUUAACAUUUGCAGUCGGUGUCAUUGAUGAGCAUGAACUAGUUCAACUGAACUAACCAUAACGAUGGUUCCUCUGUGUAAGAGAUGGCAUGUUGCUGUGCGGGGUAGUUUAACAGAAAUGCUGAUGUGCACUUUCUUUUGUUAGAAAUACAACGCAGGUAUGAUAAAACUGGAGGGUUUUGUGUAUGUCAUCCAUAUUAGCACUGUCACUUUCCAAACUGCAGUAAUUCUAAUGGGCUCCCGGGUUUCUGGAGCAAAGUGUGUUGUUUUCAAAACAAAAUAAAUGGCA